Molecule: messenger RNA, 1471 nt
Organism: Lucilia cuprina (Australian sheep blowfly)
Lineage: Eukaryota; Metazoa; Arthropoda; Insecta; Diptera; Calliphoridae
Gene: CstF50
Product: cleavage stimulation factor subunit 1
Exons: 3
Coding region: 87-1364 (425 amino acids)
Biological process (GO): mRNA 3'-end processing
Cellular component (GO): mRNA cleavage stimulating factor complex
Molecular function (GO): protein binding; RNA binding
Source: RefSeq, a predicted model, not a curated record
UGAUUUAUGUUUACAUUCUGGCUGUUUAUAAAAAAAUUGUUUUUUAUUGAGUAAAAAUAAUUAAAGUGGCCGGAAAAUUAAUAAAAAUGCGCGAUAUAGAAAUAUUAGAUCCUAGAAAUUUGGUUAAGAAUCGUGAAAUUCUUUACCGGCUUAUUAUAAGUCAAUUGAUGUACGAUGGCUUGGAAAAAUUUGCCAUGGAAUUGUCUAUGCUGGUAAAAGCGGAUGAGUGCACUCCUAGUGAGCGUCUACUGCAUGUUAUGAUAGCUGGUAUGCAAACGUUAAGCGAUAAAGAACCUGCACCCAAAGACGAUGUUUUGCCCUGUAUCGAUUUGGAGUUUGAACCAGACGCAUCUGCUUUGGCACCAGAACCGGCUUCUUAUGAAACGGCCUAUGUAACCUCUCACAAACAGUCUUGUCGUGCGGGAGCAUUUAGUCAUGAUGGCACUCUAGUGGCCACAGGUAGUGUGGAUGCCAGUAUUAAGAUUCUAGAUGUUGAACGUAUGUUGGCCAAAUCUGCUCCUGAAGAAAUUGAGGCUGGACGUGAACAGCAGGGACAUCCAGUUAUACGUACACUUUACGAUCAUACCGAUGAAGUAGCUUAUUUGGAAUUUCAUCCUAAGGAGCAUAUUCUAGCUUCCGGUUCAAGAGACGGCACAGUCAAACUUUUUGAUAUUGCUAAACCUUCAGUUAAAAAGGCUCAUAAAGUCUUUACUGAUUGUGAACCAGUAACUUGUUUGGGUUUUCAUCCCAGUGGUGACUAUAUGGCAAUUGGUACAGAGCAUUCUUUGUUAAGGGUAUAUGAUGUACAAACUGGUCAAUGUUUUGUCUCAGCUAUAGCAUCACAACAUCACAAUGGUUCUAUAACAUGUGUUAAAUAUGCUCCGACAGCUAAACUGUACGCUACAGGUAGUAUUGAUGGUUCGAUAAAAAUUUGGGACGGUGUUAGUGGUCGCUGCAUUAAUACUAUAACAGAAGCUCAUGGUGGUGCAGAAAUUUGCUCAGUGCAAUUUACACGUAAUGGCAAGUAUCUUCUUUCAUCCGGCAAAGAUUCCUUAGUUUAUUUAUGGGAACUUUGCACUAGUCGUCCCAUACAAACGUAUACUGGUGCUGGUACGACAGGCAAACAAGAGCACAAUACCCAGGCUGUAUUUAAUCACACUGAAGACUAUGUUUUAUUUCCCGAUGAGGCUACUACUUCGCUAUGCUCUUGGAAUUCUCGCAAUGGUAGUCGUUUGAAUCUAAUGUCUUUGGGUCACAAUGGACCGGUUCGUUAUAUAACACAUUCUCCGAUUUCACCAGCUUUUCUUACCUGUUCGGAUGAUUUUCGUGCUCGCUUCUGGUAUAGACGUACUACUAAUCAAUAAAUUAUAAGUUUUAAUUAUAAAAUCCUGAACUUCAGACUAUGGAUAUUUUUUUAAGAUUUUUUUAGAUGUAUGUUAAAUAAAACCAUAUAAAUAACUGUAACGUAACC